This is a messenger RNA of Elephantulus edwardii (Cape elephant shrew), 3528 nucleotides long. It is a transcript of the gene ITGA1, whose product is annotated as integrin, alpha 1. Gene Ontology annotation, cellular component: external side of plasma membrane; integrin complex. Gene Ontology annotation, molecular function: integrin binding. Lineage: Eukaryota; Metazoa; Chordata; Mammalia; Macroscelidea; Macroscelididae. Bases 1 to 3528 code for a protein of 1175 amino acids. The transcript is spliced from 29 exons. Gene Ontology annotation, biological process: cell-cell adhesion; cell-matrix adhesion; cell adhesion mediated by integrin. The record is from RefSeq and is a predicted model, not a curated record.
AUGUAUCCGAAUCUACUGAUUGACAAUUGGUUUGGUUUGACUACGGUCGCUGUUCUAGGCGUCUGCUUAUCAUUCAACAUUGAUGUGAAAAACUCAAUGAGUUUCAGCGGUCCAGUGGAGGACAUGUUUGGAUACACUGUUCAACAGUAUGAAAACGAAGAGGGGAAAUGGGUGCUUAUUGGCUCUCCUCUAGUUGGCCAACCCAAGAACAGAACUGGAGAUGUCUACAAAUGUCCAGUUGGGAGAAGUGAGUCAUUGCCUUGUGUAAAAUUGGAUCUACCAGUUAAUACUUCAAUUCCCAAUGUCACAGAAGUAAAGGAGAACAUGACAUUUGGAGCAACUUUAGUCACCAACCCCAAAGGAGGAUUUCUGGCAUGUGGUCCCUUAUAUGCCUAUAGAUGUGGACAUUUACACUAUACAACUGGAAUCUGUUCUGAUGUCAGUCCCACCUUUGAAGUUGUGAACUCCAUUGCUCCUGUACGAGAAUGUAGCACUCAAUUGGAUAUUGUCAUAGUGCUUGAUGGUUCCAACAGUAUCUACCCCUGGGAAAGUGUGACAAAUUUUUUAAAGGACCUCCUUGAAAGAAUGGAUAUUGGUCCUAAACAGACACAGGUUGGAAUUGUACAAUAUGGAAAAAAUGUAACCCAUGAGUUCAACCUCAACCAGUAUUCAUCAACAGAAGAAGUGCUUGUUGCAGCUAAGAAAAUAGGUCAGAGAGGCGGCCUCCAGACUAUGACAGCCCUUGGAAUAGACACAGCAAGAAAAGAGGCUUUCACUGAAGCCCGAGGUGCACGAAGAGGGGUUAAAAAAGUCAUGGUCAUUGUGACGGAUGGAGAAUCUCAUGACAACCACAGACUGAAUAAGGUCAUCCAAGACUGUGAAGAUGAAAACAUUCAGCGAUUUGCCAUAGCUAUUCUUGGCAGCUAUAACCGAGAAAAUUUAAGCACUCAGAAGUUUAUAGAUGAAAUAAAAUCAAUUGCAAGUGAACCCACUGAGAAGCAUUUCUUCAAUGUCUCUGAUGAAUUUGCUUUAUUCACUAUUGUUGAAACUCUGGGAGAAAGAAUUUUUGCCCUGGAAGCUACUGUUGAUCAAUCAACAGCUUCAUUCGAAAUGGAAAUGUCUCAGACUGGCUUCAGUGCUCAUUACUCACAGGAUUGGGUCAUGCUUGGAGCAGUAGGAGCCUAUGACUGGAACGGGACCGUCGUCAUGCAGAAGGCUAAUCAAAUUGUCAUCCCCCAAAACAUAACCUUUAAUGUGGAGGCUACCAAAAGGAAUGAACCUCUUGCUUCCUAUUUAGGUUACACAGUAAACUCAGCCACUGUUUCUGGAGAUGUCUUCUAUAUUGCUGGACAGCCGAGGUACAAUCACACAGGCCAGGUCAUUAUCUACAGGAUGGAAGACGGGGACAUCAAGAUUCUCCAGACACUCAACGGAGAGCAGAUCGGUUCUUACUUUGGCAGUGUUUUAACAACGAUUGACAUCGAUAAAGAUUCAAAUACUGACAUUCUUCUGGUCGGCGCUCCCAUGUACAUGGGCACAGAGAAAGAAGAACAAGGAAAAGUGUAUGUGUAUGCCCUGAAUCAGACAGUGUUCGAGUAUCAGAUGAGCCUGGAACCUAUUAAGCAGACUUGCUGUUCAUCCCUGAAGCACGAUUCAUGCACAAAGGAAAACACCAACGAGCCAUGCGGGGCUCGCUUUGGAACAGCCAUUGCUGCUGUAAAAGACCUCAAUCUUGACGGAUUUAAUGACCUCGUGAUAGGAGCGCCCCUGGAAGAUGAUCACAGGGGUGCUGUGUAUAUUUAUCAUGGAAAUGGCAAGACCAUAAGGAAAGAGUAUGCACAACGUAUUCCAUCGGGUGGAGAUGGCAAGAAACUGAAAUUUUUUGGGCAAUCUAUCCACGGAGAGAUGGAUUUAAACGGUGACGGGCUGACCGAUGUGACGAUCGGGGGCUUAGGUGGUGCUGCCCUCUUCUGGUCCCGAGAUGUGGCUGUUGUUAAAGGAACCAUGAAUUUUGAACCCAAUAAGGUGAAUAUUCAGAAGAAAAACUGUCGUGUGGAUGAAAAGGAAACAGUGUGUAUAAAUGCUACAGUGUGUUUUGAUGUGAAGUUAAGGUCCAAAGAAGAAAUUAUGUAUGAAGCUGAUUUGCGGUAUCGUGUUACACUAGAUUCACAAAGACAUAUAUCACGAAGUUUUUUCUCUGGAACUCAAGAAAGAAAGAUUCAAAGAAACAUCAUAGUCAAAAACUCAAAAUGCACUGAGCUCUCCUUCUACAUGUUGGACAAGCAUGACUUUCGGGACUCUGUGAGGAUAACUUUGGAUUUUAAUCUUACUGAUCCAGAAAAUGGACCUGUUCUUGAUGACUCUCUACCAAACUCAGUACAUGAAUAUAUUCCUUUUGCCAAAGAUUGUGGAAACAAGGAAAAAUGUAUCUCAGACCUUAGCUUAGAUGUAACCACAAUAGAAAAGAACCUGUUGAUGGUCAAGUCCCACAGUGAUAAGUUGAAUGUUAGCCUGAAAAUAAAAAAUAAAAAGGACAGUGCGUAUAACACCAGGACAACUGUGCACUAUUCACCAAAUCUAAUUUUCUCAGGAAUUGAGGGUAUUCAGAAAGACAGUUGUGAAUCUAAUCGUAAUAUCACAUGUAAAGUUGGAUAUCCUUUCCUGAAAAGAGGAGAAGAGGUGACUUUCAAAAUCUUGUUCCAAUUUAACACAUCAUGUCUCAUGGAAAAUGUGACUGUUCAUUUAAGUGUAACAAGUGACAGUGAAGAACCCCCUGAAGCCCUUUCUGACAAUGAGGUGAACAUUUCGAUCCCUGUGAAGUAUGAAGUCGGACUACAGUUUUACAGCUCUGCAAGUGAAUACCAUAUUUCCAUUGCGGCCAAUGAAACAGUCCCAGAAAUUAUUAAUUCUACUGAAGACAUUGGAAAUGAAAUUAACAUUGUCUACUUGAUUAAAAAAAGUGGACAUUUUCCAAUGCCAGAACUUAAAUUGUCCAUUUCAUUCCCCAACUUGACAUCAGAUGGUUACCCUGUGCUGUACCCAACUGGAUGGUCAUCUUCUGAUAAUGCAAACUGCAGACCCAGGAGCCUCCAGGAUCCUCUUGGAAUCAGUUCCAGGAAGAAAGUGGUCAUAUCCAAAUCUGAAGAUCUCAAACGAGGAACAAUUCUGGAUUGCAGUUCAUGUAAAUCUGCCACCAUCACAUGCAAUUUGAUGCCUUCUGACACAAGCCAAGUGAAUGUUUCACUUAUCUUAUGGAAACCAACUUUUAUAAAAGCACGUUUUUCCAGUUUAAAUCUUACUGUAAAAGCAGAACUUCAGAGUGAAAAUGCAUCCUUGGUUUUAAGUAGUGGCAAUAAAAAAAGAGAGCUAGCUAUUCAAAUAUCCAAAGAUGGGCUACCAGGCAGCGUGCCACUGUGGGUCAUCCUCUUGAGCGCUUUUGCUGGCUUAUUGCUGUUAAUGCUGCUUAUAUUAGCCUUGUGGAAGAUUGGAUUCUUCAAAAGACCACUAAAGAAGAAAAUGGAGAAAUGA